AUGGCACCAUUUUUGCCAGCAGAUGUUUUAUGUCAAAUAUUUCAAAAUUUAUCAGAUCAAAAAUCUUUAUAUUCUUGUCUAUUAGUAAAUCGUUUAUGGUGUGCAACUUCGGUAGAAUACCUUUGGUCAAAACCUUUUCGUUUCAUAUACACUUGCAAUAUCAUAUCUUGUAAUUGUCAUAAAGAAUCAAGAAUCUCCCGAAGUUCUAAAUUAAUUGAAAUUUAUCUAAGUUGUUUAACUGAAAAAGAAAAAAUUUUUUUAAUGGAAAAUGGUAUUAAAUUACCUUUUGAAUCUCCUUUAUUUGAUUACGCGGCUUUCAUUCGUUAUUUGGAUUUGGAUGAAUUUUAUACCUCUAUAAGAGAUUGGUUGGAAUCAAAUAUAAUUUUCAUGGCUGGUCUUAUGGAUUAUGAUUCAAAACAACUCUUGGAUUUUGGAAUUUCUCAAAAAAAACAGAAAAAAUUUAAAUUUUCAAAAGUUGUUCGUUACUUAAAAUCUUUUGGUUCUAAUAGAAGAAAAAUUGAUGAUAAAAUCACUGAACUUUUAUGUCGUUUAUUAAUGAGAAGAAGUUCUACUCUUAAACAAUUAUCUAUCGAUAGAACUUAUUCUACUCGUGAUCUCAAUGAAUUUAGGUGCGCUUCUUUACCUCCUUUAAUGGAUCGUUUUCAAAACACUCGUCCAGUUCCUGAUCAAUAUAUCUUACUCCCCGCUUACCCUGGUGCCAUUUCUUGUUUAUCUUCUUUAAGUGAAUUAAUAUGUACAACUCGUCAAUCAAAAAGAAAAUUAUUUGAUUUAUUAUCUGAAAUUUCUAUUAGAAUUAAUAAAAUUUCUGUAAUGAUGGAUUAUUCUUCAACUAAUUGGCACGGUACAAGGUCGAGAAAAGAUGAUUCUGAUCUUGAAGAUGAAGCUAAAAGUUUGGCUACUCUUAUUCGUGUUCAACAAUCUUUACAACAUUUUGAAAUUUAUUGUUGUGAAAAUGGUUCAA
Molecule: messenger RNA, 982 nt
Organism: Racocetra persica
Lineage: Eukaryota; Fungi; Glomeromycota; Glomeromycetes; Diversisporales; Gigasporaceae
Source: the annotation of a GenBank genome assembly